UCCUCCACUUCCGAGGCGGACUUUACGCUCAAAAAGAAGAGCGAAGGAAACAUCCACAGCAGCGGAGUGGGGGAGAGAGAAAGCAGAGCCGGAGUAAUCUGCCAUCUUGCGCCCAAAAGAGAAGGCAGUGGAGACCCCUUUGAUAGAUCGACCGAGCCAUGGGUGGUGGUGGAAGCGGAUAUCCGGCGGUCUCCAGCGCGGUGCCGACGGAGGUGGUGCGAGCGGAGCCACAAUACGUAUCGGCUAAGACGUCGGUAUGGUGGGAUAUAGAGAACUGCCAGGUCCCUAAGGGUUGCGAUCCCCACGCGAUCGCCCAGAACAUAAGCUCUGCCCUGGCCAAGAUGAACUACUGUGGCCCCGUUUCUAUUUCUGCCUAUGGCGACACUAAUCGACUCCCCGCUUCGGUGCAGCACGCUCUCUCCAGUACUGGCGUAGCGCUCUAUCAUGUUCCCGCUGGUGUUAAAGAUGCCAGUGAUAAGAAGAUUCUCGUGGACAUGCUGUUUUGGGCUGUCGAUAAUCCUGCGCCUGCAAAUUAUUUGCUCAUCUCUGGUGAUCGAGACUUCUCCAAUGCUCUUCAUCAAUUGCGUAUGAGGAGAUAUAAUAUUCUUCUAGCACAGCCUCAAAAUGCUUCUGCACCACUUAUUGCCGCAGCAAAGAGUGUAUGGCUGUGGACCAGUCUUCUUGCCGGAGGAUCUCCGCUUCCAAAUGGUGGUUCACCACAGCUUGGUAAUAAUAACAAUAUAUCCAAUUCAGACGUUUUAAAAAAGCCAAUUGUUGAUCCCCUAAAUGUAAAGCUGUCUGAUUCAAUUUCUGAAGGCUGGUCUUUGGGAAGUCAAAAGUUCUCUACUACUGGAUGGAGUGGUGAUAAUAGUAAAUAUAAAGGGAAACAAAAUCGAAGGAAUCCAAGUCAACCCAACAUAUCAAGGGCAUCAAGUGCCCCUGUUGGGAUUCAAGAAAGUCAGACUAAUGGAAAUUCUCACUCCUCUGGAUACACACAACCUAAACAUUUUAAGGAAGCUCCUCAUGAAUUUUUUAGUUCUAAUAAGCCUAAACCGCCCUCAAGGGGGCCUUCUCCUAUACACCAUCCAGGAAACCCUGAUUCUUCAUGGAUACCUGGGAAUAGUUUUCCCAUCAAUUACCAAAAUCAAUAUCCUCAACAGACAAGGCCAAACAACAUCCCCAUGCAACCUUCUUUAGCUCCUGGUAAUUUGUUUCCACCAAAUCCUAGUACUUAUGGUUCUCAUCAGGUACCACCAAUGCCUGAUGGCCCCCCCUUUACAUCAGGUCCUCCUACAAAUGUGCAAGAUAUUGGUAGGAUAAAUAUAUCUGAGUACACCAACAGCAUCCAAACCCCUCCUAGUUUUCAGCAACGAAAUGGAGGAGAGCCAAGACCUAACUCUAUGAUGGGUUCCCCAAAUCAUGUGCUACAAAAUGGACACAUUUUGCAUAAAACGCCUCCAUUUUGUAGUGACAAUAUGAGUAGUAGAUACCCUCCUUGUGGACCUGAGUGUCCUCCCUCAUCCUCCGCAAUGAGUUCGAAUGCUGUCUCCGGUAAUGGAGUCUGGGGGACUCCAGGAUGCCCACAGCCUUCUGAAUAUGUACAAGGUCUUAUAGGGGUUGUCUUGCUUGCCUUGAACACCCUAAAAAACGAUAUGAUGGCGCCAACUGAAGCAAACAUAUGUGACUGUAUUCGACAUGGAGAUCCGAAGCACAGAAACACUGAUGUAAGGAAGGCCCUGGACUAUGCCAUUGAACAGCAAAUGGUUGUCAAACAAGUUUUAGGUGCAUUACAUUAUUAUGUUGGUAAGAAUGAGAGGUUAUGGAAGUGCAUUGACCCUUUAGGUGGUAAUCCUAAGCAAUAUCCAAAACCAAUAUGGGAUGGAAUCCAGAAAUUUCUAUAUUCUCCAGUUGGACGUUCUGCAAUCAUGGCUUCUCAAUGCAGGUAUGAAGCAGCUAGUAUUUUGAGGAACAUGUGCUUGAAAGAUCUUGUCUUGGGUGACGUACUCAAGAUUUUGAAUAUGGCAAUUACCAACAAAAAGUGGAUCAUCCCUCAUCAAUCUGGCUGGCAGCCAAUCACCAUUGCCCUUGUAGAGACUGAAACAGAUGCUGCUACCAGAACUAGCUUUUGAUUUUAAUCAAGACUAGUUAUGGUAGGAAAAGGGACCUGAAGAUAUUAAAGGUACAGCUAUGAUUAUUUUGAUUUGAUAACUGUUGCGAGGGUCUCCUUUUGCACAGUGGAUUACGAAAGAAAAUAUGGUAGAAACUGACUUUAAGAGUGUGAACGAGAAGAUUCAAAUAUGGAUACUUCUUAGUUUUCUUUUUGAUUGUUGAUACUUCAUGGGUGUUAGGAGGAAGGUAGCAGGUAAUGCUUUAAAGGGAGAAACACAGUGCCGGAAUUACAGAAUUGCAGCAUAGGAUGCUUUUUCAAUCAUAGAAACAAUUUAGCAAAGAUGUCAGACUUGGGUUAAUGAUGUUAAUUUUCAGUCAUCCAUCAGUUCUUUGGCCUUCAUCACGAAUAUGCCCAAUUGGAUUGAAUAUACAAACUUUUCUCUCUAUUCAGAAGAAGUCUUCUACAUAGAUGCCCCGAGGAAGUUUCAGGUGAAUCAUCUGAUCCUGUACAAGUUCCAUUAUAUAAAUUAUCAAGAGGAUGGUAUGAUGGUGUACUGCCAAGUUCUCUCCAAGUACUGAUGGAUAUUAGUUAAACGAAAAGUGGGGUCAGGACUCAGGACAGAGAUGUACAAAUCCCAAAGGGGAUUGUCUUCGUUAUGUGAUCUUUUUCAACAAGGUUUUGGAAGUGUUCCUUUUUUUCUGGACCAAGAAAUCAGCUUAUACUAAAAGGAACAGAAACACUAUGUAGGCCGUUAGAGAAGAUUGGAAUUAAGGUUGAACCGGUGUUCUUUUAAAGAAGAAGCCUUUCUGUAUAUUAAAACCAGUAUCAAUUUACCGAAAGGUACCAGAUAGGUUUUGACUUAUUAGACUUUAGGACUAUGCUGUAGAUGCAUAGUACAAGAAAUUUCAGCUUUUGUCUGCAGUCAUCCCAUCAAGCAGUUGCAUUUAUCAGAAGCCGUGAAUGUAUUCAGUGCGGAUACCAUUUUUCCAUCAAAAAGCAUCAAGAUAUAUAUACAAUUCCAUCAAUCAGUUGCUGUGAUGACAUGAAAGGCACAACUUACAUUUGUUGAUGAAUAGCUGCAGUCAUCAAGAUCCAUUAAGGUAUGCAGAUAUAAAUACCAUCACACUGUUAGGAGCCAUGAAUGUGCUGGUAAAUAUCGUUGACUCAACCAGUUUCCAUCAUCAGAAAUUCAGAAGCUAAGCCAUGAAGGUAGAGUGACAAAUGUUGGUGAGGAUGCUCAAAAUUAAAUGUUUACGGUGAACAUCUAUUUUGCUUCAUCUUUUUAUUCUCCUUUAGAUUCAGGUGCUUGUUUUAAAUCUUCUUGUAGAUACAUGUAUACUCUUGUGGUGGCGAAGGGUAUUUUGAUUUUGGCAAAGGGUAUCGAAAUGCACAUUUAUCUAUUGUUUUUCUUUAAUGGCUA
This is a messenger RNA of Nelumbo nucifera (sacred lotus), 3530 nucleotides long. RefSeq lists its product as uncharacterized. Gene Ontology annotation, molecular function: RNA nuclease activity. Gene Ontology annotation, biological process: regulation of gene expression. NCBI's taxonomy places the organism in Eukaryota, Viridiplantae, Streptophyta, Magnoliopsida, Proteales, Nelumbonaceae. Gene Ontology annotation, cellular component: peroxisome. The record is from RefSeq and is a predicted model, not a curated record.